This is a messenger RNA of Pediculus humanus corporis (human body louse), 207 nucleotides long. RefSeq lists its product as uncharacterized. Bases 1 to 207 code for a protein of 68 amino acids. Gene Ontology annotation, cellular component: mitochondrial intermembrane space. The transcript is spliced from 2 exons. Gene Ontology annotation, biological process: mitochondrial respiratory chain complex IV assembly. The record is from RefSeq and is a predicted model, not a curated record. Lineage: Eukaryota; Metazoa; Arthropoda; Insecta; Psocodea; Pediculidae.
AUGACGAUUCCCGAAUCUAAACAUAACGUAGUCGAAGAUGAAGAUCAAUUAGAAAAAUUAAUGAAACGAACUGGAUGUUUAGAAUUACAUUAUAAAAUUCAGGAAUGCAUUGCCGAAAAACAAGAUUGGAGAAAAUGUCAAACUGAAGUACACGAUUUUAAAAAAUGCAUGGAUGAAUAUAAAUCAAGAGGUGGACCUAAAAAUUAA